AUGCCUGACGCACCUCCAGUCAAAGCGCCCAAGAAGGGCUCAAAGAAAGCUGUCUCCAAGAGCGUCAGCAAGGCUGGCAAAAAAAGGAGAAAGUCCAGGAAGGAGAGCUACGCCAUCUACGUGUACAAAGUGAUGAAGCAGGUCCACCCCGACACCGGUAUCUCCUCCAAGGCAAUGGGCAUUAUGAACUGCUUUGUGAGCGACAUCUUUGAGCGCAUCGCCGGUGAGGCCUCUCGUCUGGCUCACUACAACAAGCGCUCCACCAUCACCUCCAGGGAGAUUCAGACCGCUGUCCGCCUGCUGCUGCCCGGAGAGCUGGCUAAACACGCUGUCUCUGAGGGCACCAAGGCUGUGACCAAGUACACCAGCUCCAAGUAAACUCUACUGCUGUCAUACCAACAACACAAAGGCUCUUUUAAGAGCCACCCACUACAUCUGAUGACAUAUUCCUGAUAUUGCUACGAGGGUCAUGUGCCUAUAUAAUCAAUGAA
This is a messenger RNA of Eleginops maclovinus (Patagonian blennie), 491 nucleotides long. RefSeq names its product histone H2B-like. The transcript has a single exon. Lineage: Eukaryota; Metazoa; Chordata; Actinopteri; Perciformes; Eleginopidae. Gene Ontology annotation, molecular function: protein heterodimerization activity; DNA binding; structural constituent of chromatin. Gene Ontology annotation, cellular component: nucleosome. The coding region runs from base 1 to 378 and encodes 125 amino acids. The record is from RefSeq and is a predicted model, not a curated record.